AUGCCAAAAAAAGCAAAAAGAGAGGAAAGGGGAGUAAGCGAAGAUUACGCAUACUUAAUCAGCCAGGGAUACUUUGCCGAUCUGUCAAUUAGUGAAAGAGGAUACAAAACGUUUUUAAAGAGUACAUCUCUCUUUUAUGCACAGGACUCUCUCAAGACAGCAUGGCUUCUAAAACAAGAGGCAAACUCUGUCUACUACGAUAACCCUCCCAAGGCAUACAGACUGUGGCUGGAGUCUCUGCUGCUGUACAUGGAGGCACAAAGGAGCCUUGCAAACAGCCAAGAGCUGAUCAUCGAGGUAAUUGCAUUUGCGGAGUCAAUAUCCAAGUUUAUACAGCCUAACCACGUAAGAGCUAGGAGGAUAUUUGUAACUGUAAAGAUAUCCCUCGAAUAUCACUUAGCAAACAUUCAGAGCCAUUUUUCUAGAGUGAACAGCGUAAUUCAGAGGGCGUAUUUAAAUAAAGUCGUUGUAAUACCGCACACCCAUCUGGGGAUGUACAUAAAAGAGAGCUUGAACAGCAUAUAUUACAACUGA
Nematocida minor is the source of this 534-nucleotide messenger RNA. RefSeq lists its product as uncharacterized. Lineage: Eukaryota; Fungi; Microsporidia. The record is from RefSeq and is a predicted model, not a curated record. The transcript has a single exon. The coding region runs from base 1 to 534 and encodes 177 amino acids.